GUGCACACUCCAGCCCGCUUCAUUCAUGGCCGCGCUCGCAGGCCCCGACAGUGGGGACCCAUAUCCAAUGUGCAUCGGAAACGUGCGGGCUGACUGCAGGCAGUUGCUCACCGUGCCGCCUCCGGGAGCCCCCUGGUGGCCGCCCAGCGCCCAGCGCCCAGGAGGCAUUCAUUACUCCCGUGGAUUCGGGAGGUGCUUGGCGAGGUCUCCUCCCACAGCCUGUUUUCGGGGAGCCGGGUCUAGCUUGGCAGGUCCCGCGAGGGAGGCCAAGGUGCCCGUGGAUAACAGCCAGUUCCUUGCAUCACGGUCACUCGCUCAGCCUUUCUGAGCCAGGAGGGAGAGCUCCUCCCUGCUCCAGAGUUGGGAAAGAAUCGUCCUGCCAACCAGAGUGGCGCGGAACGCCGGGACCCGACUGUUCUGGCGGUGACCUGCCCUCCUGCAAAGCCGGGGAAUAGUGAGGGCAUUAGGACCGGGCGCGGGGAGCCAGGCUCCGCUGGCUGGGGUCUGGGGAGCUCCGAGGCUGAGCGGCUGUGGGAAGAAAGUCCCGCACCAUACCACCACCGCUGGCUGACAUCUGAUCAGACCGACUCUCCUACUCUGCUCGCCCGGGACCUCCCAGCUCCCCCAGCCACGCCGCAGCAGCCCACCAACCCGCUCGCUCUGCAAGAUGGGAGAGGAAGCGCCGGAUGGACACCUGAGCCGGAUGGAAUCGCUGUCUUUUCCCAGGGAGAAGCCCUGGGGGCCAGGGGGACAUGCAACUGCAGCUCGGUGUGGAGUCCCCGCAGGUGGGAUUUCAGCACGCAAGUAAGGCUAUCCCUGGAGAAGGUCUGUUGUCUCGGCGCAGUGGAAGCAGGUCUCAAGGCUGCUGGCCAACGUCAGGUGGGAAAGGCCGGCUGAGUGACAAGCGACGCCUUCCAGGUGGAGCCACCGCUGGAGGAACUGGGCCCCAGGGAAGCGGCCGUGAGCAUGACCUGUCGCGUUCGGCUAGCCCUGGCAGCAUGCUCCUGAGGAAGCGGCCCCGGCCCGGGCUUUGCAGGCUCCAGUGCUGCCUACUGGUCCUGACGCUGGGGUGUGCCCUGGCGAUGGUGGCCAUGCUGCGUCCUGCCCCCCGCCACCUGCGCCAGGCCGGCACAGCCCAGGCCAGCAGGCACCACCCUGAGGCAGGGUACCGUCUGGACUUCGGGGAACCCCAGGAAUGGGUACUGGAGGCCGAGGAUGAGGACACGGAGUACGGGACCCUGGAGGGCCUGCCAUCCCUUCUCGCGCUGCAGGAAGAUCAGCUGCUGGUGGCCGUGGUGUCACCCCGGGCCAGAGGGAACCAGAGCCAGGGCAGGAGAGCGGGCAGCUACCAGCUCGUCAAGCAGCUGGGCAGGAGGAAGGAUGAGGGGGCUCCGGAGAGCGACUGGGGGGCUGAGGAGGAGGAGCUGACCCGGCUCGGCCUGGACCCACUGGGCCUCCACGGGGAGCUCAGUGCCCGCAGCCCCCUGCAGAGGGCCCUGCCCGAGGUGCGACACCCACUGUGCCUGCAGCAGCAGCCUGGGGACGGCCUGCCCACGGCCAGCGUCAUCCUCUCUUUCCACGGCGAGGACUGGCCCGCCCUCCUCAGGACUGUGCACAGCAUCCUCCGCACAGCGCCCAGGGCCUUCCUGAAGGAGAUCAUCCUCGUGGACGACCUCAGUGAGCAAGGACAGCUCAAGUCUGCUCUCAGCGAGCACGUGGCCCGGCUGGAGGGUGUGAAGCUGCUCAGAAGCAACAAGAGGCUGGGGGCCGUGAAGGCCCGGAUGCUGGGGGCCACCAGAGCUGCGGGGGACGUGCUGGUCUUCAUGGACGCCCACUGCGAGUGCCACCCCGGCUGGCUGGAGCCCCUCCUCGGCAGAAUCGCCGGUGACAGGAGCAGGGUGGUGUCUCCUGUCAUAGACGUGAUAGACUGGAAGACUCUCCAGUACUACCCCUCCAGGGACCUGCAGCGCGGGGUGUUGGACUGGAAGCUCGAUUUCCACUGGGAGCCCUUGCCGGAGCGUGAAAGGAAGGCCUUCCAGUCCCCCAUCAGCCCCAUCAGAAGCCCUGUAGUACCUGGACAGGUAGUGGCUGUGGACAGACAUUACUUCCAAAACACUGGAGCAUAUGAUCCUCUCCUGUCACAGCAGGGUGGCGAAAACCUCGAACUCUCUUUCAAGGCCUGGCUCUGUGGCGGCUCCGUUGAAAUCCUCCCCUGCUCUCGAGUGGGGCACGUCUACCGAAGCCAGGACGCGGACUCCUCCCUCGAGCGGGAGGCCAUUCUGCAGGACAAGGCGCGCAUCGCUGAGACCUGGCUGGGCUCCUUCAAGGAGACCUUCUACAGGCACAGCCCAGAGGCCUCCUCCGUGAGCACGGCCGCCAAGCCUGACUGCACCCAACGCUUGCAGCUGCAGUGGAGCCUGGGCUGCCGGACGUUCCACUGGUUUCUGGCCAACGUCUACCCCGAACUGUACCCAUCCGAACCCAGGCCCAGGUUCUCUGGAAAGCUCCACAAUACCGGGCUUGGCCUCUGCGCAGACUGCCAGGCAGAAGGGGACAUCCAGGCCUGCCCCGUGGUGCUGGCUCCUUGCAGCGACAGCCGGCAACAACAGCACCUGGAGCACACCGGCAGGAAGGAGAUCCACUUCGGCAGCCCACGGCACCUGUGCUUCGAUGUCAGGCGAGAGCAGGUGAUCCUUCAGAACUGCACCGGGGAGGGCCCUGCCAUCCGCCAGCAGCACUGGGACGUCCAGGAGAAUGGAAUGAUUGCUCACAUUCUCUCCGGGAAAUGCAUGGAGGCCAUGACGCAGGAAAACAGUGGAGUUGUACUUGCACCGUGUGAUGGGAGAGCCAGCCAGCUGUGGCGGUUCGACCACGCCCGCGCCGUGGACGAGCGCUGAGUGCCAGCCCUGGGGGAGGCCGGCCACCGGAGGUCACCCCGGAACUGAAAGAGCAUGUUUCUCAUGAGCAGAACCUUGGUGUCUGCACCUUGUAAAAGGAGAGAAGAGAGCCCCGUGAAAAAACAUAGGAAAUUGUGCGUGUCACUUACUUCACUGACUGCUGCCUGUUAACGAAAGAAGGAAAGAAAUGGAUCCAUUAGGCCAUCGUCCACGUCACCGGGAGACACCGCUACGUGGUGCCGAGAAGUCAUUCCUUUCCACGGAGCUCUUGGCCGCUGCGUUUAUCUCUGGCCGGGGAGAGGCCCGGCCGUGGCCUGCAGCACC
Molecule: messenger RNA, 3221 nt
Organism: Tupaia belangeri chinensis (Chinese tree shrew)
Lineage: Eukaryota; Metazoa; Chordata; Mammalia; Scandentia; Tupaiidae
Gene: GALNT15
Product: polypeptide N-acetylgalactosaminyltransferase 15
Exons: 10
Coding region: 753-2897 (714 amino acids)
Biological process (GO): protein O-linked glycosylation
Cellular component (GO): Golgi apparatus
Molecular function (GO): polypeptide N-acetylgalactosaminyltransferase activity
Source: RefSeq, a predicted model, not a curated record